Molecule: messenger RNA, 1514 nt
Organism: Diachasmimorpha longicaudata
Lineage: Eukaryota; Metazoa; Arthropoda; Insecta; Hymenoptera; Braconidae
Product: protein MEMO1
Exons: 9
Coding region: 139-1125 (328 amino acids)
Source: RefSeq, a predicted model, not a curated record
UACAGAUAUAAUAACCAACGGCAAAUUUGCGCCUCGUAUUAAUUUCAUUAGACGAGUUCUCACUUGAGUUAUAUAACGAUUAAAAAUAGGUGGAAAAAUCAUCCGGACGUAACUGUUUGCGGACGAUUUCACGUGAAAAUGAAAGUUUUGUGGUUGUCGAUUAUUGGAUUUGUUGGAGUGAAUGAUAGAAAUUUGAAGGGUCAUUGUUCUCCGACUCCAGCCGAAACAAAAAUAAUGGUGUCUACUAGAAGAGCCACUCACGCCGGCAGUUGGUACACCGAGUCAGGAUGUGAAUUGAAUAAGCAGCUGGAAGAUUGGCUCAAUGCUGCUGAUUUGUCUCAUGGACCAGCCAGGGCCAUCAUCGCCCCACACGCUGGAUACAGCUACUGUGGGGGAUGUGCUGGGUUCGCUUAUCGACAGAUUAGUCCUAGUGUUGUGCGUAGAAUAUUUAUUCUGGGUCCCUCCCAUCACGUACGAUUACCAGGCUGUGCUCUAUCAUCUGCCACAACAUAUCGAACGCCUUUGUACGAUCUCACCAUUGAUCAGGAAGUAUGUCGCGAGCUCGAGGAAACUGGAGAAUUCGAGUGGAUGAACAUGAAUACAGAUGAGGAUGAGCACAGCAUCGAGAUGCAGCUGCCAUUUAUCGCUAAAGUCAUGGAGAACCACAAGAAUGCAUUUACCAUAAUUCCAAUUCUCGUUGGAUCCUUAACACCCGAGAAAGAAGCGAUCUACGGAGGUCUGUUGGCCCCUUACAUAGCCGAUCCCCAGAAUUUAUUCGUUAUCUCGUCGGACUUUUGCCACUGGGGCCAUAGAUUUCGAUACACCUACUACGAUCGCUCAAGUGGCCCUAUCUACAGAUCCAUCCAAGCUCUCGAUAAGAUGGGUAUGGACAUUAUAGAGACGUUAAAUCCCUCCGCUUUCACUGAGUAUCUCAAAAAAUAUGGAAAUACCAUCUGUGGACGUCAUCCCAUUGGUGUUCUACUUCAGGCAAUCCAGACUUGCAAGAGCAAUUGCCACGGUCAAAGGAUGAAUCUCAAAUUCUUAAAGUACGCUCAAAGCAGUCAAUGCAAUAACAUGAAUGACAGUUCAGUGAGCUACGCAAGUGCUUCCCUUGUGCUCGAGUGACAGACUUUACAAAAAUGAUCUCUCAAAGCGUAUGCAUUUACAUCAUAAACCAAAAGAAAUUUGAAUGCACUACGAGAUUAUCUCGGCAAAAGGACUUUAGCAAUAUUAUUAAUAAUCAUAUUGAUGAAAAUGAACGAUGACAAUGUUGGAUUGCUACGUAUAAUUAGAUGGUUUUGCUUUGGAAUUUGUUUGCCUUACGUUUAUGAAUGCAAAAACAUACUUACUACAUUAUCAAUACAAAUAAUGAAUUUAUUGAUUGAUGAUUAUUCAUAGAAUAGUAUAAUACGUGGGUACGUUUGAAAAUGUGAGUAAUAAGCUUAAAAACGGUGGAAACUUAAAUGUUUUUAUCUAUUUUUCCAGUAAAAAAUCAUAAAUUGAAAAAUACAAGU